AUGACACGCAAAGCUACCAGUGGGUUGCUCACUCAGGUGGUUUACAUGAUGAAGGCACGCCCCUACCGCCCAGAAGAGGCGAAAAGACUGGCCCGGGGCUGGGUCAAGGAAUUCGUAGAUCAAGGGGGAAUACCGAAGCGGGAGUUUGAGAUCGGAUAUUCUAGAAGUAGUGGUCCAGGAGGACAGCAUGUGAACAAAACGAACACGAAAGCGACAGUCCGUUUACCCGUAAACUGCCGCUGGAUACCGGAAUGGGCGAAGAGUGACUUGAGAAAACACAUGACAUUUUAUGUUGUGCGGAGUGACUCCCUUCAAGUUUCCAGUGAUGUACAUCGUUCCCAAAGUCAGAAUUUAGCAGAAUGCUUGAAAAAGAUCAAUGCACAGAUUGAAUCGGCCGCUUCAAGCGCAAUACCUAAACCCCCCGACGUGGAAAAGCUGAAACGUAUCGCAAAACACGAAGCAACCUUUGGCCGGGCCCAAAAAGAAAUAAAACAACGCUCAAAAGCGAUCAAGCAAGGUCGAGCCAAAGUCCGGCCUGAGUGA
Molecule: messenger RNA, 543 nt
Organism: Rhizoctonia solani
Lineage: Eukaryota; Fungi; Basidiomycota; Agaricomycetes; Cantharellales; Ceratobasidiaceae
Product: RF-1 domain protein
Exons: 6
Coding region: 1-543 (180 amino acids)
Biological process (GO): mitochondrial translational termination
Cellular component (GO): mitochondrial large ribosomal subunit
Molecular function (GO): translation release factor activity
Source: RefSeq, a predicted model, not a curated record